ACUCUUUCGUCACUUCCGCUCGGCGACAGGAAGUGAGGUCAGACCGGUUGCUUUCCCGGGAGUUCGGCGUUUGCUGCGGCUGUAGCAGCUGAAGUAUAGUGUUUUCCUGGGACUGGCGGUCUCCACUUCUCUCCCGGGUUCCAUCUUCCCCCCGCCCGGUGGUGAGGCCCUCGAGGAGGGCUUGGAAGGGAGUAACUAUCCGCGCUAGACGAAGACGAGGCCCGGGAACGCAUGGCCCCCAGGGCAGGUUAGGGGGCUGGAGGGGGCAAAUCCCAGGGUACCUGUGGAGACUGUUUAGCGUGGCUUCUUCUGUCUGCUGAGACCCCGAGAGCUUUCCCAGUUCUCCUCCCAGGACCACCGGGGUUCCUGAAGAUCGGGACUUUUCUGCGCCCCUCCCCCAACAGCCCAUCUCCUGCCUAUGAAGAAAGACCCUUCGUAGAAACAACUUCCCCGCUGCUGACGCGUUUUCCCGUCCCGUCCCCGAAGUAGUCUACUAUGACCUCGUUGUGAGCCUCUGAACGAUUUUUGACACUUUCCCGAGGCCUAGGGUAUUGUAUCCUAACCGUACUGACCCCAGAGGUGCUUGCCAUUAUGGGAAAUCAGCUUGCUGGCAUUGCUCCGUCCCAGAUCCUUUCUGUGGAGAGUUAUUUUUCAGAUAUUCAUGACUUUGAAUAUGAUAAAAGCCUGGGGAGUACUCGGUUUUUUAAAGUUGCUCGAGCCAAGCACCGAGAAGGCCUGGUUGUUGUGAAGGUUUUUGCAAUUCAGGAUCCCACAUUGCCUUUAACCAGCUAUAAACAAGAGCUGGAGGAACUGAAAAUCAGGCUUAAUUCUGCACAGAAUUGUCUACCUUUCCAGAAAGCAUCAGAAAAAGCAUCUGAGAAAGCAGCUAUGCUCUUUAGGCAGUAUGUGCGAGACAAUCUCUAUGAUCGUAUCAGUACCCGUCCAUUCUUGAAUAACAUUGAGAAGCGCUGGAUUGCUUUCCAGAUCCUGACAGCUGUGGACCAAGCACACAAAUCUGGAGUUCGUCAUGGGGACAUCAAGACUGAGAAUGUGAUGGUCACCAGUUGGAAUUGGGUUCUUCUAACUGACUUUGCCAGUUUUAAGCCCACUUAUCUUCCAGAAGACAACCCGGCAGAUUUCAAUUAUUUCUUUGACACAUCACGGAGGAGAACUUGCUAUAUUGCUCCCGAACGUUUUGUUGACGGUGGGAUGUUUGCCACUGAGUUAGAAUAUAUGAGAGAUCCCUCAACUCCACUUGUAGACUUAAAUAGCAAUCAGAGAACAAGAGGAGAGUUGAAGAGAGCAAUGGACAUCUUUUCAGCAGGUUGUGUGAUAGCUGAGCUUUUUACAGAAGGUGUACCAUUAUUUGAUCUCUCUCAACUUUUGGCUUAUAGAAAUGGACAUUUUUUCCCUGAACAAGUGCUAAAUAAAAUUGAAGAUCGCAGUAUCAGAGAAUUGGUAACUCAGAUGAUUCACCGUGAGCCAGAUAAACGUUUAGAGGCAGAAGAUUACUUAAAACAGCAGCGUGGCAACGCCUUUCCUGAAAUAUUUUACACUUUUCUUCAGCCCUACAUGGCCCAGUUUGCCAAGGAAACGUUUCUUUCUGCAGAUGAGCGUAUUCUGGUUAUACGGAAGGAUUUGGGCAACAUUAUUCAUAAUCUCUGUGGACAUGAUCUGCCAGAAAAAGCCGAAGGAGAGCCUAAGGAAAGUGGGCUGGUUAUCUUGGUAUCUGUUAUAACAUCCUGCCUACAGACCCUUAAAUACUGUGAUUCCAAACUAGCUGCUUUGGAACUUAUUCUUCAUUUGGCUCCAAGAUUAAGUGUUGAAAUCCUUUUGGAUCGUAUUACUCCAUAUCUUUUGCAUUUCAGCAAUGACUCUGUUCCUAGGGUGAGGGCCGAAGCCUUGAGGACGUUGACCAAAGUUCUUGCUCUCGUCAAAGAGGUUCCUCGUAAUGAUAUCAAUAUUUAUCCGGAAUACAUUCUGCCAGGCAUAGCCCACUUAGCCCAAGAUGAUGCUACUAUCGUUAGACUAGCCUAUGCUGAAAACAUAGCUCUGCUGGCAGAAACAGCUCUGAGAUUCCUGGAAUUAGUACAGUUAAAAAAUCUUAAUACGGAAAAUGACCCCAAUAAUGAAGAAAUAGAUGAAGUUACACAUCCAAACGGAAAUUAUGACACUGAGCUCCAAGCCUUACAUGAAAUGGUCCAGCAGAAAGUUGUUACUUUGCUAAGUGACCCUGAAAAUAUUGUAAAACAAACCUUGAUGGAAAAUGGAAUAACACGGCUGUGUGUAUUCUUUGGACGUCAGAAAGCCAAUGAUGUUUUGUUGUCCCACAUGAUUACUUUCCUAAAUGAUAAGAAUGAUUGGCAUCUACGUGGAGCAUUUUUUGAUAGUAUAGUUGGUGUUGCUGCUUAUGUUGGCUGGCAAAGCUCCUCGAUUCUCAAGCCCCUGCUGCAACAAGGUCUUAGUGAUGCUGAGGAAUUUGUCAUUGUGAAAGCUCUUUAUGCCCUUACUUGUAUGUGCCAGUUAGGACUGCUACAAAAACCCCAUGUUUAUGAAUUUGCCAGUGAUAUUGCCCCCUUCCUGUGUCAUCCCAAUUUAUGGAUACGUUAUGGUGCCGUGGGAUUUAUCACAGUGGUAGCUCAUCAAAUAAGUACAGCUGAUGUCUACUGUAAACUGAUGCCUUAUCUUGACCCAUAUAUUACCCAACCAAUAAUACAGAUUGAAAGAAAACUUGUUCUGCUCAGUGUUUUAAAGGAACCAGUAAGCCGUUCUAUAUUUGAUUAUGCUUUGAGGUCUAAAGAUAUUACGAGCUUGUUCAGACAUCUUCACAUGCGUCAGAAGAAACGAAAUGGUUCUCUUCCCGACUGCCCUCCGCCAGAGGAUCCUGCCAUAGCACAGCUUCUGAAGAAGCUGCUCUCACAGGGAAUGACAGAGGAAGAGGAAGACAAACUUCUGGCACUGAAAGACUUCAUGAUGAAAUCUAAUAAAGCAAAGGCCAAUAUAGUGGACCAGAGCCAUCUUCAUGAUAGUAGUCAGAAAGGUGUAAUUGACUUGGCGGCUUUAGGCAUAACUGGGAGACAAGUUGAUCUUGUUAAAACCAAACAAGAACCAGAUGACAAACGGGCCAGAAAACAUGUAAAACAAGACUCAAAUGUAAAUGAAGAAUGGAAAAGCAUGUUUGGGUCACUGGACCCACCAAACAUGCCACAGGCCCUACCUAAAGGGAGUGAUCAGGAGGGGAUUCAGACUGGGAAACCUCCUCGUUCCGAGUCCUCUGCUGGCAUUUGUGUCCCUUUGUCAACUUCUCCACAGGUUCCAGAAGUGACAACUGUCCAAAAUAAAAAACCAGUAAUACCGGUUUUAAGUAGUACAAUUUUACCAUCCACCUAUCAGAUUCGAAUUACAACUUGUAAAACUGAACUUCAGCAACUCAUCCAGCAAAAGCGGGAGCAGUGCAAUGCUGAGAGAAUAGCUAAGCAGAUGAUGGAAAAUGCUGAAUGGGAGAGUAAACCACCACCACCUGGAUGGCAUCCUAAAGGGCUGUUAGUUGCCCAUCUUCAUGAGCAUAAAUCUGCUGUGAAUCGAAUUAGAGUCUCUGAUGAACACUCACUUUUUGCAACAUGUUCAAAUGAUGGCACAGUGAAAAUCUGGAACAGUCAAAAGAUGGAGGGGAAGACCACCACUACCAGAUCUAUUCUUACAUACAGCCGAAUUGGAGGACGAGUCAAGACGCUCACAUUCUGCCAAGGCUCCCACUAUUUAGCCAUAGCAUCUGAUAAUGGUGCUGUCCAGCUUCUUGGAAUUGAGGCUUCUAAGCUGCCCAAGUCUCCUAAAAUCCAUCCUCUACAAAGCAGAAUUCUAGAUCAGAAGGAGGACGGUUGUGUUGUGGAUAUGCAUCACUUCAACUCUGGGGCACAGUCUGUUCUUGCCUAUGCCACUGUGAAUGGCUCUCUGGUUGGCUGGGACCUUAGGUCUUCAAGCAAUGCGUGGACUUUAAAGCAUGAUUUAAAGUCGGGCCUCAUCACUUCCUUUGCUGUGGAUAUCCACCAAUGCUGGCUCUGCAUUGGUACAAGCAGUGGUACCAUGGCUUGUUGGGACAUGAGGUUCCAGUUGCCAAUUUCAAGUCACUGUCAUCCUUCCAGGGCUCGAAUCAGGCGCCUCUCAAUGCACCCUCUGUAUCAGUCCUGGGUGAUUGCAGCUGUUCAGGGCAACAACGAAGUGUCCAUGUGGGACAUGGAGACUGGUGACAGAAGAUUUACUCUCUGGGCCAGCAGUGCACCACCACUUUCUGAAUUACAGCCUUCUCCUCAUAGCGUCCAUGGUAUCUACUGUAGUCCUGCAGAUGGAAAUCCUAUCCUGCUAACAGCUGGCUCAGAUAUGAAAAUAAGGUUUUGGGACUUGGCUUACCCAGAAAGGUCCUACGUUGUUGCAGGAAGUACUAGUUCCCCAUCUGUGUCCUACUACAGGAAAAUAAUUGAAGGCACUGAAGUUGUCCAGGAAAUUCAGAAUAAGCAGAAAGUAGGACCAAGUGAUGACACCCCUCGAAGGGGCCCAGAGUCCCUGCCCGUGGGACAUCACGACAUCAUCACCGAUGUCGCCACAUUCCAGACAACACAGGGCUUCAUCGUAACUGCUUCUAGAGAUGGGAUUGUGAAGGUGUGGAAAUAAAAACCUACUGAUUUGUAUAAAUUGUAAUAAAGUUAUAAAUAUACUACUAUAACUCAAGAGAAAAGGCAUUUCUAGAGAACAGAUUCAUUUGCUUAAUUUUCAAAAUUAUGUCUCUAUAUUACUGUUUCAUGACUAAAUGACACCCAAAAUGGUUAAAAAAGAUGUACUUGACUAGUUUACUUAUGCAUCUCUCUCUUUGCAAGAAUCAGCCAGCCAACAAUGUCUGGGAUUUUUAUUGUAUAUGUUACAAAGGUGAGAAAUGUAAAAUAUGAAAAUGAAUAUGUUUAUUUUGUAUUGAAAAAGAUGGUUGAAAAGAUAAGGUUGUAAGCUAUUAUAGUAUAAACACAUUUUUGCUAUUAAAAAUGCUAUUCAAAGCAGUUAAACGGUA
Messenger RNA from Symphalangus syndactylus (siamang), 5056 nucleotides. It is a transcript of the gene PIK3R4, whose product is annotated as phosphoinositide-3-kinase regulatory subunit 4. The record is from RefSeq and is a predicted model, not a curated record. NCBI's taxonomy places the organism in Eukaryota, Metazoa, Chordata, Mammalia, Primates, Hylobatidae. Gene Ontology annotation, biological process: macroautophagy; protein phosphorylation; autophagy of peroxisome. Gene Ontology annotation, molecular function: protein binding; ATP binding; protein serine/threonine kinase activity. Gene Ontology annotation, cellular component: phosphatidylinositol 3-kinase complex, class III, type I; nucleus-vacuole junction; phosphatidylinositol 3-kinase complex, class III, type II.